CAUAUGAUAUGGUUAUUGAUCAAAUAAAUUCCGCACCCGGGCACAAAUUUAAAUUAUAUAUCUUUACCUAAUACAUGCAACCCAAGUGCUUGGUUGCUUAUUCCUCUCUGCGUCGUAUCAUCAACGAUCACUCAAAUUUUUACAUUUAAGUUAGCUAGCUAGUCUUUGUUGCUAGAUAGAUCUGGGAGAUAAGAGAUUAAAAAAAAAAAGAAGCAAGCUUUAGUAGUAAUUAGCAGGUUGGAGAGAGACUUCAUUCAUUAAACAUCAUCAAUUAAUGGCAACGGCACAGGAGCGCGCCGAGCUGGACGCCAGGGCGCGGCAGGGGGAGACAGUUAUCCCCGGCGGCACGGGCGGCAAGAGCCUGGAGGCCCAGGAGCAUCUGGCUCAAGGCAGGAGCCGAGGCGGGCAGACUCGGAAGCAGCAGCUGGGGACGGAAGGGUACCAGGAGAUAGGUAGCCGGGGAGGGCAGACCCGCAAGGAGCAGAUAGGGAGGGAGGGGUACCAGGAGAUGGGCCGGAAGGGGGGCCUCAGCACCGCAGAGAAGUCCGGUGGGGAGCGAGCUGCCGAGGAGGGCAUUCCCAUCGACGAGUCCAAGUACAGGACCAAACCGGCCAGAUCAUCCGCUCUCAAUUAAUUCAUAUAUAUAUAUAUAUAUAUAUACGAAUAUACUCGAAUCAUAAAUAAUGUCCGCCCACCCAUCCAUAUCCGAACAAAUUAACGAGUAGUGUAUGCAUAUAUAUGUAUGUUUGCUUCCGACCUGGACGUCGUCUGCUGCUGCCGUCUUUUGGCAUAUCGGGAUGCGCAUCCACUAUCUGCUGCUUCGCUUGGUUGCUUGCAUUGCGUGCUUGUAUCCCCAUAUAUAUAUAUAUAUGUAGUAUAAUAUAUUUAUCUUCAUAUAAUUCUCGUUAGUUGUUCGCGUACUGUUGGGGGUGUUGGGUCUCUUGUGUUGGGUCUCUUCAGAAAAAGUGUGUAAUUUUGCCUAGCCGGUCGAUCGAGCUCCUGCUGCUGUCUGCCUAGCUUGCUGUAGUAGAUUAUUGAUAAAUUAAUAAUGGAAAAUGGUAGCAGUAAA
Messenger RNA from Andrographis paniculata, 1069 nucleotides. Its product is annotated as protein SLE1. Lineage: Eukaryota; Viridiplantae; Streptophyta; Magnoliopsida; Lamiales; Acanthaceae. The record is from RefSeq and is a predicted model, not a curated record. The transcript has 2 exons. Gene Ontology annotation, biological process: response to abscisic acid. The coding region runs from base 275 to 634 and encodes 119 amino acids. Gene Ontology annotation, cellular component: cytosol.